This is a messenger RNA of Neoarius graeffei (lesser salmon catfish), 2375 nucleotides long. It is a transcript of the gene pex11b, whose product is annotated as peroxisomal biogenesis factor 11 beta. Lineage: Eukaryota; Metazoa; Chordata; Actinopteri; Siluriformes; Ariidae. Gene Ontology annotation, cellular component: peroxisomal membrane. The record is from RefSeq and is a predicted model, not a curated record. The transcript has 4 exons. Gene Ontology annotation, biological process: peroxisome fission; regulation of peroxisome size. The coding region runs from base 201 to 959 and encodes 252 amino acids.
ACCGGAAGUCAGCGUUAAUGCGCAACAAAACCGUGUUUUCUAUCAGAAUAAUCAAAAAUAUUAGCGAAUGCACAGGUGAAGUGGGGUUUUAAAGGUAUUGUUAUCUUUAAAAGUUUAUUGUUUGAGUAUAAAAGUAUAAAAUUAGUGCACGGAAGCGCACUUUAGUGAGUUAAGGUGAGUUGAAAGGCGAAGUUGUGUCCAUGGAGACGUGGGUGAGAUUCAGCGCGCAGAGUCAAGCCAAAGAGCGAGUGUUCAGGGCUGCACAGUACGCCUGCACUCUGCUUGGAUACACACUGCAGAAAGGAGGAGCUGCAGCUCAACUGUUAACAACCAUCAAGCAGCUGGAAGCUCAUCUGAGUCUCAGCAGAAAACUGAUGCGGUUAGGGAACUCGGCCGAGGCUCUGGAAGCAGCGAAGCGAGCCGUUCACCUCUCCGACUGCGUCCUGCGCCUCUGCAUCACCGUCUCCCAUUUAAACAGAGCCAUGUACUUCGCCUGCGAUAACCUGCUGUGGGCCGGAAAGACGGGGCUGCUGCCUCGCCUCGACCAGAACAAGUGGAGCCAGAGGUCAUUCAGGUAUUACCUGUUUGCGCUCAUCUUGAACCUGACCCGAGACCUUUACGAGAUCCACGGUUUGAUGGAGCGCGAGCGGCGCAGCACUUCAGCCAAAGCUCAUCUCUCGGGUGCCGUAGAGAACGGCGAGUUCCCCUCCGUCCCGUGCUCCUGCGUGUCCGUCCUCACGGCCAGGCUCCAGCAGCAGCUGCGUCUGCUCACCGCCGUCCUGUGCAGCAACCCGCCGCUCCUGCUGGACACGCUGAAGAACCUGUGUGACCUCUUCAUCCCGCUGGACAAACUGGGCCUCUAUCCUACCGGGCCGGGAUUCGUCGGGGCGUGUGGUCUCACCUCGUCCGUCCUGUCCAUCCUCACCGUGCUGUACCCCUGGCUCAAACUCAAACCCUAAACCAUGUUGUAACGUCACGCCUUGAACCAGCGCUGAGUCUGAACGGAGCAGCUGUCGGAAAAUCCCAGACCGGCCAAUCAAGACGGAGCGUGCUGAUGAUGUCACAAGUGUCAGAGGAGAGGAAGAGCAAAAAGAGGAGGUGGUGUGUGUGUGUGUGUGCGCGUGUGUUUUUUUGCUAGAUUAUGUACUAAUGAUCAUAGUGUCCUCACGUCAUACCAGUCAAAAGUUUGUACACCCCUACUCUACUCAUUCAUAGGUUGAUUUUUUUUUUUUUUCCCUGUAUUCUCUACACUGUAGAACAAAACUGAAGAUCUCAAAACUAUGAAAUAACAUCUGGAACAUAUCUGCAGUUAUGUGGUAAACAAAAUAUGUUUGAUAUUUUAGAUUCUUCAGCGUCGCCAGUGUUUACCUUGAUGACGCUUUACACACUAUUGGCAUUAUCUUAACUAGCUUCAUGAGGUAGGUAGUCACCUGGAACGCUUUCCAGUUCUCGUCAAAAGUUAAUUAGCGGACGAGUUUCUUCCUCCUUAAUGCGUUUGACAUCGUCAAUCUGUAAAUAAAUAAACAGCCCUAUACUACAGACAACUGUAGUAAUCCAUACAGUAUUAUAUCAAGAACCGCUCAACGAAGUAAAGCAUCGUUACUUUCAGACACGAAGAAGUGUCUUUUAAUUAAAAACUAAAGAUAAAACCCUGAAUUAGAAGGUGUGUCCAAAUUUGGUGUGUGUUUUCUCAAUGUACGUCCUGUAUUAGUGUAUAUAAUCCUACACCACUGCUGAAUUCUUGAUUCUGAUUGGUCAGAAGGUGUUGAUUUAAUUUUCGUUAAUUAACAGCAGGUCAUGCCGAUACUUUAGUGUUUCUGUAGUAACGGUGCACUCUUGUCGGAGUCGGCCAUGCACACAGAUUUGAAAACAAACAACGAAACAUUUUAGUAUUUUUGGACGUCUCGAGUAUAACGCAGUAACUUUACGUUUUCCACCACAGUAAAGUCUUCAGGAUGGCGACAUGUGAUAUUUGGUAAAGUGAUGUGUCAUGGGAGGAAGGAAUAAACCAGACUUGGGGAGGAAUAAUCAAUUUUAUUUUAUUUAAUUGGAAAGUUGUUGCCGGGUUUUGUCAUUAUUUCCGCAUCAUCUAUUAUCUCUGUAUGAUAAUUACACAACUGAACCCAACACCGAACAGGCCAGACUCUAUCAAUCGAUCGAUUGUUUGUGUGGGAAGUCAUGGCCUAAUGGUUAGAGAAGCAGCUUUGGGACCAAAAGGUCGCCGGUUUGAGUCCCUGGAGCAGCAGGAAUGGCUGAAGUGCCCUUGAGCAAGGAACCGAACCCCCACCUGCUCCCCAGGCUGCUCUGGGUAUGAUGUACAGUGGUGCUUGAAAGUUUGUGAACCCUUUAGAAUUUUCUAUAUUUCUGCAUAAGUA